ACAAAAGAACGAAGAAACGAACCCCUCGACUUGAGCUCGAGUUCGAACUCGGAGGGGAUCUCCGGCGAGGCGCGGGGCGGCGCCGGUGGCGAUGGCAGCGGAGGAGGGCGACGACGCGCUGUACGAAAUCUGCCGCCACGCGUUGGGAUCCCACGUGAACCCCCAUCAAGAAGGACACGAAGGCGCGGCGACAAGUGGUGGCAGCUCAGGUGCUGGAGGAGGCGCCCUCUCAUAUCUCUCCUUGCAAGGUGUGAGCAAGCUCAGGGAGAGGUGGACUAGGUACAUCACUUCGGGGAGGAGUAGGGGGAGGAGGAGGGGGGAUGGCGUGUCUUUGUUUGUCUCGCCAAACGCAGAGUAUGUGGCUAUAACUGUUGGGAAUAGCAUCACUGUCUUGAGGAAGGGCGAUGGCUAUGCAUCGCCAUGCGGUGUCUACACAAAUAAUGACAGAAUGACAUUUUUCACAAAUGGGGCUUGGCUGGAGGCUCAAGGCAUUUUUGGUGUGGUGGAUGAGCUGAGCGAACUUUACUUGAUCAAAGAAAAUGGAGAGUUAUUAGCAAGAAGGACAUCGGAUCAGUUGAAGCUAUCUUCUCCCAUUAUUGAUCUGGUUGUGCGGGAUGGUUCAAGCUUGCAGAGGCCGUGUUUCUACAUUUUUACUAGUGACUGCACGGUUCAUAUAUUUGAUUACACUCAAGAAACUGAGGCCAGUUUGUGCAAAGUUCCCAUAUCAACUGAAGAUGUGACGUCAACUAAGUUACCUCGGAGUUUGUCGUGCAUUGAUUAUCAUCAUCAUCAUUCGCUAUUUGUCCUAGUUGCAGAUUCCAAUGCCUCAUUCAGCUCCAAUGGUUAUUCUGGAACUUAUUUUCUGUAUUUGUUGCACUUCGAUGGAAAUCUGGGAAGUCUUUCAUCUCAAAGCCUUCAGCUGGAAGGAGUGUUUUCUCCUCCAAAGGAUCAAACAACCUUUGUUUCAUCCCCGAAAAUCAGAAUCUCACCUCAGGGCAAGCAUAUUGCUACGUUGGAUUUGACUGGUUCUGUAAACCUCUUUGCACUUGAUGGUGAUGCACGCACUGUUUUGCUUCAUACUCUUGGAAAUGGUAAACGUCUGAAUGAUGUUAAGGACAUCAUUUGGUGGACAGAUAAUAUUCUCAUAGUGGUAAGAGAGGAUGGUAGCAUUAGCAUGUACAACAUCACUGAAAACAAGGUAGUUUCCAAAGAUGACCUAGUUUUAUGUACACCACUCUUGGAGAAGGCAAAGGCUACUGAAGGACAUGCUUUUAUUUUGCAAUCUAGCAGAUAUGAAAGAAAUGGUCCAGUUGACAAGCAGAUGGAUAGUGUCUCGGAACCUAACCUUCCUAGUGUUUCUGGGGAGCAUCAGCAAACGGGGAUGGAUAAAGUGUUUUGGAGCCUGAUAUCAUUCUCCAAAGUUACGGUAACAGAAAUGUACUCUGUUCUCAUCAGAGAGAACCGAUACAAGGAGGCCUUAGAAUUAGCUUCCAGAUAUUACCUAGAUAAGGAUGAAGUGCUUAAAGCAUGCUGGUUGCACUCUGACGGCGACACUCAUGAGAUAUACUCAUACUUAGCAAAUAUUAAAGACCAAGUAUUUGUAUUAUCAGAAUGUGUAAAUAAAGUUGGGCCUACAGAAGCAGCUUUAAGGGCUCUACUUUCUUUUGGGCUUUGUAUAACAGACAAUUACAAAUUUUCUGAGUUGAAUAAUAGCAGGGGCGGUUCAGCAUGGGACAGUCGCAUCAUUAGGCUUCGUUUAUUGUGGCACAGAGACAUGUUAGAGACAUUCUUGGGAGUUAAUAUGGGAAGGUACUCAGCAGGAGAAUAUAGCAAAUUCCGUUUGACGCCCCUUGUGGAAACUGCCAUAGCUUUAGUUGAAAGUGGCAAAAUUGGGGCUCUUAAUCUUAUCUUCAAGCGUCAUCCAUAUACUAUCUCUUCAGACAUUUUACGUAUUUUGUCUGCUAUCCCAGAAACUGUUGCUGUUCAGACUUAUAGUCAGCUGCUACCUGGGAAAUCCCCUCCUAAUAUUGUCAUAUUAAGAGAUGGUGACUGGGUCGAAUGCGAACAGAUGGUGUCAUAUAUAAACAAUUGUCCUGCCCAGUUGGACAAGAUUGGAGAGAUCAAAACGGAAAUACUUGUAAAGCACUCAACGGGUUUUUCAUGGCCAUCAGUUGCUGAACUUUGUGAGUGGUACAAGAGCAGAGCAAUGGACAUCGACUGCUUAAGUGGACAGCUGGAAAAUUGUCUGGCCAUGAUAGAGCUAGCAUGUCAAAAGGGCAUUAUAGAGUUGCAGCCAUUUUUUGAUGACAUUAAAUGCCUCUACCAAGUUGUAUACUCGAAUGAGUUGAAUGAGUUCAUAAUGAACCUUGUGACGUGGGAGGAUCUGCCUGAUUACGAAAAGUUCAAAAUCAUCCUCAAAGGAGUCAAAGAAGAAACAAUUAUUCAACGACUAGAAGAAAACGCUAUCACUUUUAUGAAAAAGAGAUUUCACUUGAUCUCUUCAAGUAAUGAAGGCAAACAAAAAGAAUCCUACCUAGUUAGAUGGUUGAAAGAGGUUGCUGCUGAAAAUGAGCUUUCCAUUUGCUUAGCUGUCGUUGAGAAUGGUUGCAGGGAGUCACCAAUUUAUGGGCUCUUCAAGGAUCUGGCUGAGAUGAUAGAAACAUCUGUUCACUGCAUUUAUGUGUGCGCUGCAACUCACCAGUGGAAUACCAUGUCAUCAAUAUUAUCAAAGUUACUCCAUAAAACAAAGAGAGAGAAAUCUUUAUUGGCUAAUGAAGAAGACAGCAAUCUGAAAGAUGCUAAGCAAGCUCUUGGUUCUUCUGUGGUUUCUUAUGAUGAGAUGCAAUGUGUGUGUGCUGAUAUCUUGUCUGGUCUAGGCAGUCCAGAAGGUUUUUAUCAUUAUGAUUCAGUACCUUACGAACUUAAUAAUAUCAAAUAUCUUGAUAUAUUGGAGAAGAGGUUAAAAGUUGCUGAAGGCCAUGUAGAAGUGGGGAGGCUCUUUGCUUAUUAUCAGGUCCCAAAACCAACACAUUUCUUCCUUAGUGCUCACUUAGAUGAGAAGAAUGUAAAGCAACUUAUGCGGCUGCUACUAUCAAAAUUUGGCAGACGUCAACCUGUUCGAUCGGACAUUGAGUGGGCUAACAUGUGGCGUGAUUUAAAACUCUUCCAAGAAAAGGCAUUUCCUUUUCUUGAUUCAGAAUAUAUGCUGACGGAAUUUAUCAGAGGGCUUUUGAAAGCUGGUAAAUCUUCACUAGCCAGGAAUUAUCUUGGAGGAACAAGUGCAGUUUCUUUGUCCACAGAGAAGGCUGAAAAUCUAGUGAUACAAGCUGCAAGGGAGUAUUUCUUCUCAGCUUCAACUUUGUCAGGCAACGAAGUUUGGAAGGCCAGGGAAUGCUUGAAUCUGUUACCUAAUAGCAAAAAUGUUCAAGCAGAAACUGAUAUAAUUGAUGCUCUUACUGUCAGACUUCCUUAUCUUGGGGUGACUAUCCUUCCUGUUCAGUUCAGACAGGUAAAGGACCCUAUGGAGAUCAUCCGUAUGGUGAUUACAAGUCAAACAGGAGCAUAUCUUCAUUUUGAAGAGAUUAUUGAUGUUGCUAAACUUCUGGGAUUAAGUAGUGGAGAAGAAAUAGCUGCUGUGGAGGAGGCUAUUGCCAGAGAAGCUGUGGUAAAUGGUGACCUUCAACUAGCCUUUGAUAUCUGUAUAAAUUUGACGAAAAAGGGUCAUGGUGCAGUGUGGGAUUUAUGUGCAGCAAUCGCUAGAGGUCCUCCACUUGACAAUUUGGAUACCGGUACCCGUGAAAAGCUAUUGAGCUUCUCUCUCAGCCAAUGUGAUGAAGAAUCUGUUGGGGAAUUAUUAAAUGCUUGGAAGGAGCUUGAUGUUCAUGGUAAACUUGAGCAAUUAAUGAUUUCAACAGGAACGAAUCCUCCCAAUUUCUUGAUUGAUGGAUCUUCAAUCACACCACUUCCUGUGCAAAGUGUGGAAGACAUACUUGACCUGAGAGAUGACAGUGACCAUGAUAGAGACAAAAACCAUGUAGAAAUUGUUAAAGAAAUGCUGUCAAAAGUUUGCAUGGAGUUGUCAAAUGGAGAUGUGCAUACUUGGGAGUCUAUGUUGGCAGAAAAUAGGAAAUUCUUGUCCUUCUCUGCAUUGGAAUUACCAUGGCUUUUGAAAUUGUGCAAUAAUGAAGAGCAAGAUGGUGAAAACCAGACAUCAAAAACAGAUCAUCCCACUAGGAGAUAUCGAUUUUCAACAAAAGUAGAAGCAACAAUCAGCAUCAUAUAUUGGUUGGUUGUAAAUGGUUUGGCUCCCAACGAUAAUCUAAUCAUGAUUCUUGCAAAGUCUAUAAUGGAGCAUCCUGUUGAUGCAGAGUAUGAUGCACUUGGCUGUUCAGUUCUUCUGAAUCUCGUGGACCCUUUCAAUGGAGUAAAAUUAAUAGAGGAAGAGCUAAAAAAGCGAGAAUGUUAUCAAAAAAUUAACAGCAUGAUGAAUAUAGGGAUGUUAUAUAGUUCCCUCAACAAUUCUAAGAAAGAGUGUUCUACUCCUGAGCAGAGGAGACAUCUGUUGCUUCACAAAUUCCAUGAAAUGAUCACCUCUGUCGAUUCAGAUGAUUUAGAUCAGAUUGAUAUGGCACAUACAACAUUCUGGAGAGAGUGGAAAUCAAAGUUAGAAGAUGAGAAACAACUGGCUGAUCAAGCGAGAAUGCUCAAACAAAUAUUGCCUGAUAUAGACACAUCUCGAUUCUUAUCUGGCGAUGCUAGCUAUAUAAAAAAAGUAGUUUUCUCCUUCGUUGACUCUGUAAAGCUGGAGAAAAAACACAUACUCAAGGAAGCAGUAAAGAUAGCUGAGACGUAUGACUUGCAACGAACUGAGGUGCUUUUACGAUUUCUCGCUUGUAGUCUUGUCUCUGAAUAUUGGGAUAACAAUGACAUUCUGAACGAAAUUUCUGAAUUCCGGGAGGACAUUGUCAGAACAGCUAAGGGUGUAAUUGAUAUGAUAUAUACAGAUGUGUAUCCAGAGAUCAAUGGGCAUAAUAAGCAACGCCUCUCCUACAUCUAUGGCAUUCUUUCAGCGUGCCACUCAUAUCUGAAGAGGACCAUUGAGAUAGAAUUGAGAUACCCAGAACAUGUGCAUACACAUAAGCUUGAACCAUUUCAGUAUUAUAAGGUCCUCGAGGAAGAGUGCAAGAAAGUCUCUUUCAUUGAUGGCUUGAACUAUAAAAACAUUGCCGGACUGGAUAAUCUGAACUUUGAACAUUUCAAUGAAGAAGUAUGCAAGAAUAUUCAUGCCUCUACCGUCUGUUCUCUAGCGGAUAUGGUACAAGCUCUUGUGAGUAUGUAUGUUGAUGUACUGGCCAAAGGACUCAUAUCUCGACAAGGUGUUUACAAGCAUUAUGUUCUCGGCUUGCUGGCAUCUUUAGAAGGCCGCAAUGAAGCAAGAUCAAGCUGCACAGAUUAUGAAAUGUUGCAAGCGGUCCUUUGUGAAAUUGAGUUGAACUAUGAUAGUUGCAAGGAGUACAUCCAAGCUCUCCCAGCCACAGAUAUUUCAUACGUUAUCGGAAGGUAUUGUACCCUCUGUUUUCCUUGUAACUUAGCAAGAAACUAUCCACAGGAACCUUCGUGGAAGAAACCUCUGGCUACGCUGCUUACAUUUUGGACUAAACUUGCUGAUGACCUACCAGGGGAGUCAAUUGAUGCUUGCCCAUAUGAAAGGACAGACUACCUAGAGUCAGAUAGGUUAUCUCAGGGCAUGAGGGCUUUCAGACAGCUAUUGAUAAAUGAUAACAUAUCAGUGCACCAAGGAUGGGAUGCCAUCUCCAUGUAUGUAAAAGAUUGCCUGAAAAGUGGAAAGAUGAUGAACACAUCAUACUUCUGUCGAGAUAUGGUUCUUUCUGGCUGUGCUUUUGAAUGUGUAGUUGAAGUAUAUUAUGGAGGUCCGAGACAGUUGGAGUGUGAUCCGUUGGAUCUCUUAGAACUUUACAAUGCCACCACAGAUGAGUGUUUAUCUGAUUUGAUCGAGGGCUCUUCUGAAUAUCAAAUAUUGCUUCAUCAAUUGCUCUCUUCUCUGAGCUGGUCAACAGGGAAACAUGCCGGCAUUAUUGAAAUGAUCAGAUCUGGUGUCUGGGGGAAGUUGAUCAGCUUUUCUGAAAACAUGCAGCUAGAGAGCCAAUUACGGGUCUAUGCUCUACAGCUGAUGCAAUGUAUCACAGGAAGAAACCUCAAAACCCUUCCAAAUGAGAUGGUUUCCCAGGUUGAGCCAUGGGAAUCGUGGUAUGAGCAUGGGGCAGGUCCUGCCAUAGCUGAUGAGAGUAUAAAUUCCUCCAACAGCAUCACUGGGACUCUAGUGGCACUCAGAUCUACUCAGAUGGUGGCUGCAGUUCUGCCUGAUGCUAACAUUACACCAGAAAACCUAGCAACGCUUGAUUCUGCAGUAUCUUGCUUCUUACAACUGUCAGAACGUAGUCCUGUUGGGAGUGUUGCUGUUCUGGAAGCAGUGUUAGAAGAGUGGGAACAAUUGUUUUCUUCCAAAGAAGAAUAUGUUCCUCUCCAUGAAUCACCAAAAGAAACAAGUGACUGGAGUGAUGAAUGGGAUGAUGGCUGGGAGGCCCUACCAGAAGAGUUGGAGAGACCAAUGAAAAAGCAAGAUGGUGCGGCGUUAUCUGUCCAUCCCCUCCACAGUUGUUGGAUGGAGGUUAUCAGAAAACUUGUUGGGCUUGGUGAGCUGCAGAAGAUCAUUGAACUUCUGGACCGAGCAUCUUCGAAGCAUAGCAUGUUCCUAGAGGAAGAAGAAGCACACAGCUUGCUUGAGCUUGUAUCUGCUCUGGAUUGCUUCAUGACUCUCAAAAUUGUCCUGUUACUCCCAUAUGAAGCUCCAAGGCUGCAGUGCCUGCAGAUGGUUGAGGUGAAAAUGAGGGAAGGUACUGUGUCCACCUCUUCAAAUGCUGACGAUCAUGUGCUUCUUGCCUUGGUUCUGUCAUCUGAAAUUGUGCAGAAGAUCACCUCAGAAGAGGCAUACUCUAAAUUUUUCUCUUACAUAUGUCAUCUUGUCGGACAUCUUGCAAGGUCAUUCCAGGCUCAUCUCCUUGUACAGUGGAACGAUGAAGCAAACACACCAAAGGCAUCAAAGAUUAAUGGGUCGUUACUCUUUGGUAGGGUCUUGUUUCCAUGUUUCAUAUCUGAGCUUGUCCUCAAAGGGCACUAUCUGUUGGCUGGGUUUGUCAUCUCCAGAUGGAUGCAUACCCACCCAUCCCUUGGCCUGAUGGAUAUUGUCGAGACUAGUGUGCGAAGGUUCCUGGAAGGUCAGAUUGCUCAAGCUCAGGAAUUGGGAGGGAGCGAUGCUUCUUUUGCGGACAAUGAACUGUCUGUAAGACACACAAUCUCCACUCUACGUUCAAAACAUGUUUCUCUUCUGCAAGCUGCGUUGGCAGCCCUUCCAAACCAAGAGUUGUAGACAUAAGAUUUUUUGCUUGAGGUAAUGGCAAAGGCGAAUAGUGGAAGUUUCAGAAUGUUUUACGAAAAAGGAUAGAAUUCUUUUUUACUCGAUGAGAGUUUGCAGUACAGUUGUUUUUCCUGUAACAUAGGUAAAUUGUAGACCUUGUCCAUGCUCAAUUGCUCAUGUAAACACAUUUUUUUGUUGUCUUACUAACCAAGUUGUCUUGAAUCGUGAUGAUAUUACCCUUGUAUACUCAAAAGAUCAGCCAGAGGUGAAAAUGCCAGGACUGGUCCUGGCAAAGGUCAGAGAAUUAGUCUGCAUUAAUUUGCCUUUUAUCAGCUUAAUUUAAUCGUGUCGAUGUGCUUAUGUUGGUACCGUGUAGCACCUAUCGUGUUUGAGCGCAUCAUGUCGAAUGGAGACCGACCAUUUAGGAUUGCGUUGCACAGUAUCGUUGCUUAAUUGUGCAAUCCUGUGAAGAUUUAUGUUU
Molecule: messenger RNA, 7916 nt
Organism: Phragmites australis (common reed)
Lineage: Eukaryota; Viridiplantae; Streptophyta; Magnoliopsida; Poales; Poaceae
Product: MAG2-interacting protein 2-like
Exons: 11
Coding region: 92-7447 (2451 amino acids)
Biological process (GO): retrograde vesicle-mediated transport, Golgi to endoplasmic reticulum
Cellular component (GO): Dsl1/NZR complex; endoplasmic reticulum membrane
Molecular function (GO): SNARE binding
Source: RefSeq, a predicted model, not a curated record